UGCUGCCCGGCUUGUGGGAUCUGUUCCCGGAAGGCAUUGAAAACCUGGAAUCCUAACCUAUAGCUCACCAGGAACUGUCCCCCCUCCUCCCCUCAAAUUCUUAUUUUUGAUGGCUCCAAGUGAAUGGGGAACAAAAGAAAAAGUAACGCUCUGAAGGGAAGUGAGUAUAAAACUGCACAUUCCACACAGGCACAAUUUUGCAUUUCCAGUUGCUACCAGUUUCCAUCACCCGCUCUAAAACUCAUGCUGUCGCUUAAGUAAAGCCUGGGGGUUUCAGAAGGGCCAGAAUCCAAGUUCCGCCCACAGUGCCAAGCCCCGCCCCCAACGUCCUAGCGCUCGGCCAGGCGCUCAGAGGAACUGUGUCCAUCCGCUCGCAGUUUUCACAUAAACCGUUGUCAAUCGGCCACUUCCAAUAGAAGUGGCCCGGCUCUCUAAUUCCGCACCGAGCCUGGCUCCAAAGGACACCGGACACGUUCAAAGGAUCCAAAGUAGAAACGGAAAGCCCAUUCGGAGAGGAGGAAGAGACAAGAAUCUCCCAGGACGAGACUAGGCGUCUGGAGGCUCCGCCCAUCCAGGGACACAGCCUCCUUCCACCCGGACGUCAGAGACGGUCGCCCCUCGGCGGUCCUGUCCCCCUGCUCAACGGUGCGCACGCGCAAUUGUCUCAGGACGCGGAAGCGGAUCCCGCGGAAAGACUGACGCGCUCGGAAUAAUCUUACCUGAAGAAUCUAACAAACAGAGGAGGAAAGAAGGAAUGGAGCUUUCCCAGGGACUGUUUACAUUCAAGGAUGUGGCCGUAGAAUUCACUCAGGAAGAGUGGGAAUGCCUGGAUCCUACUCAGAGGGCCUUGUACAGGGACGUGAUGCUGGAGACCUACAGGAACCUGCUCUCCCUGGGAAGCUAUUCUGCCACAUUUGCAAUCAAGGAAUUAUCAUCCCCCAAAGAGGACAUCAAUAAAGGAGAAUUAUGCCACCUGAUGACAUUAGAGAAAAAUGAAACUUAUGGCAUCAAGGAUUUUGACCUCAAGGAAGUCUGUCAAAAUAUGCAGGAGAGUGAGAGUGAGUGGGGAUGUGAUGCAAGAAAUGACAAAGAAGUGCUUUUGACCCACAACAAAAAUCUCAGUCAGAGGGAAGAUCAGGAUAAUAAAUCCUUAAUUAAUUUUCCUCAGAAUGUUUCUGUAAGAAGUAAUACAUAUGAAUAUUUCAUGCAUGACAAGCCAUUCAUAAGAAAUUUGUUAAUAAUGAAAGAUAACAUAAUCAUCACUGGAAACAAUAUAAAGUGUUUGGACAAUAGAACUGGAGCAAGACUGCAGGCACAGGUGGCUGAACUGCAGAGAUUUACAACUGAGGAGAAAAUGUGUGGAGGCACUCAAGUUGAGAAUUCAGUUGGCAACGGGUCCUCAGUUUCCCAACUUCAUCAAAUUCCUCCUACUGUGGAAACCACUGUGUUAUCUGCCCAACACAGGAGAACACACAUUCAAGAAAAAUCUUACAACUGUAAUGACUGUGGGAAGGCCUUUAGCAAAAAAUCAAACCUCACAAAUCACAAGAGAAUUCACUCUGGACAGAAACCUUACAGAUGUAGUGACUGUGGCAAAGCCUUUAACCACCAGUCCCACCUUACAGCACAUCAGAGAGUGCAUGCAGAAGAGAAAGCAUGUAAAUGUGAUGUCUGUGGCAAGGUCUUUAGUCGAAAUUCACAUCUUGUGAAUCAUCAGAGGAUGCACACUGGAGAGAAACCUUACAAAUGCAAUGAAUGUGGCAAAGCUUUUACCCAAUUUUCACACCUUAGCAGACAUCAGAAAAUGCAUGCUGGAGAGAAACCACACACAUGUAAUGAGUGUGGCAAGCAUUUUACCCAGCGUUCAAACCUUAUGGCACACCAGAGAAUUCAUACAGGAGAAAAACCUUUUAAAUGUAAUAAAUGUGAUAAGGCUUUUAUUGAACGGUCACAGCUUUGGGGUCACGAGAGAACUCAUACUGGAGAGAAACUUUACAAAUGUGAUGAGUGUGGAAAAGCCCUUACAAGACAUUCAUAUCUUACGCAACAUAAAACCAUCCACACUGGAGAAAAACCUUACAAAUGUAAUGAGUGUGGCAAAGCUUAUACCCAGUUUGCAAGCCUCACGAGGCAUCAGAGCAUUCAGAAUCCACGGAAAGAUAACAAGUGUAAUAUAUGUGGGAAAGUCUUUACUAACUCAUCAAAUCUAACUAGACAUAGGAAAAUCCAUUCAGGAAGGAAACCUUUUAAAUGUACAGUAUGUGGCAAAGGCUUUUUGCGUGGCACUGAUCUUAGACAACAUCAACGAAUCCAUACUGGCCAGAAACCUUAUAAAUGUAAGGUAUGUGGCAAAGCCUUUAGCUGUAGCUCAAGUCUUACUCGACAUCAGCGAGUUCAUACUGAAGAGAAGCCUUAUAAAUGUCCAAAGUGUGCCAAAGCCUUUAAACAGAACUCAAGUCUUAAUCAUCACCAGCGAUUUCAUACUGGGAAAGAAAAGCCUUAUAAAUGUAAAGAUUGUGGCAAAGGAUUUAUCAAAAUUACGAGCCUUACUCCACAUCACCGAAUCCAUACUGGAGAGAAACCUUAUAAAUGUAAGGAAUGUGGCAAAGCCUUUACCCAAAAUUCAAGCCUUACUCAACACCAGCGAAUUCAUACUGGAGAGAAACCUUAUACAUGUAAAGAAUGUGGCAAAGCCUUUCGUCAGAGCUCAAGUUUUCAUAAACAUCAGAGAAUUCAUACUGAAAAGAAACCUUACAAAUGAAAGGAAUGUGGCAAAGGCAUUGAUCAGAGCGGUCAUCUCACUAGACAUUUGAGAGCACACACUGGAGAGAAACCCUAGUAAUGAAACAAGUGAUGGAAGAGAUUUGUCCUAAACAUACACCAGAAAACAUGAGCGUUUAUACAAGAAACACAUGGGAGUGAUGUAAUAAAUAUGUAGAAAAGUAUUGAAUCAAAACUUAAAUCUAAGUAAAUAUCAGAGAUGGCUUACUAGAAAGCAUUUCGUCAAUCCUGUUUUCUGAAGUUACUCUGAAGGAGAAUUACUGCAGAGAGGAAUCCAUAGAAACACAUAGAAAAUUGAUAGCUUAGUAUGGAUCAUGAGAUGAACGGUUGGUGUUUAGGAAGUUACAGUUAUUAGCAUUGUAUCCUUGUUUAGACUGACAUGAUUUGAGA
Odocoileus virginianus texanus is the source of this 3171-nucleotide messenger RNA. Lineage: Eukaryota; Metazoa; Chordata; Mammalia; Artiodactyla; Cervidae. The record is from RefSeq and is a predicted model, not a curated record.